Molecule: messenger RNA, 4866 nt
Organism: Cloeon dipterum
Lineage: Eukaryota; Metazoa; Arthropoda; Insecta; Ephemeroptera; Baetidae
Gene: bel
Product: ATP-dependent RNA helicase bel
Exons: 9
Coding region: 116-2332 (738 amino acids)
Biological process (GO): cell differentiation; gamete generation
Cellular component (GO): nucleus; P granule
Molecular function (GO): RNA helicase activity; RNA binding; ATP binding
Source: RefSeq, a predicted model, not a curated record
AGCAAGAAGCAAAGGAGCAUAGAAGUAGCAGCCCAGCAGGAGGCAUCCAUUGUGGAUUCCGGUGGAAUUGAGCUCUCUCUCGAAUUUUUAUCAUAAAUUGGUGAUCCAAAGUAAUAUGAGUAAUGAACCCAACCAAAAUGGCACAGGUCUAGAGCAGCAGUUUGCUGAGCUGGACUUGCAGUCGCAGCAGCAGUCCUCUUAUUCCCGUGGAGGAUCUUCAAUUAAUAGCGGCGGCGGCGGUGGUAGCAACCGAUACGUACCUCCGCACCUUCGGAAUAAGCCACAAAGCGGAGGAGCAGAUUUUCAACCAGAAAGGGACAGAGGAGGGUCCCAGGACGGAUAUCCCCCUCCUUCCGGUCCACCCCCAGCUCGUGGAGGCGCCUUCUACGGCAGAGGCGACCGCGGUGGAGCUGAUUUCAGCAGCUUCAACCGCGGAGGUCGCCGCGAAGAAGGAGGCCGUGAUCAGAACGGCGGCGAUAGCUUGGGAGGUGACAGAGGAGGCAGACGUGAUGAUUGGGGAUCACGCGGAGGUGGAGGUGGAGGCGGCCGCUGGAACGAUCGCGGAGAUCGACGCUCUGGCUGGAAUGAUUCGUUUGGAGGCGGCGGCGGCGGAGGCCGCGGUGGUGGCGGCCGCGGAGAGAGCUGGAGCGGAAACUCUCGCUGGAAGGAGCAAGGCGAAUCUGGCAACUUCACUUCGCUCAUGCCGCGUGACGAGCGUCUGGAGCUCGAGCUCUUCGGCCAGGACCACACUGGCAUUAAUUUCGGAAAAUACGAAGAUAUUCCCGUGGAGGCGACGGGCGACGACAUUCCUGUCCACAUUUCCUCUUAUGAUGAGAUCCAGAUGACAGAGAUCAUCGCCAACAACAUCCAGUUGGCUCGCUAUGAGAAACCAACUCCAGUGCAGAAAUAUGCAAUCCCGAUUAUCAUGGGAAAUCGUGACGUGAUGGCCUGUGCCCAGACUGGCUCUGGCAAGACGGCCGCCUUCUUGGUCCCUAUCUUGAACCAAAUGUACGAAAGGGGUCCGCAGCCUGUCCCUGCCAACCCUCGUGGUUCCUACUCUCGUCGCAAGAACUACCCCAUGGCCCUGAUCCUGGCCCCUACGCGCGAGUUGGCCACUCAAAUCUUCGAUGAGGCUCGUAAGUUCGCUUACCGCUCGCGACUCCGCCCCUGCGUCGUCUACGGAGGCUCCAACCUGCUGGACCAAGUCAGGGAGCUAGAACGAGGCUGCCAUCUUCUGGUCGCCACGCCCGGCCGUCUGGUGGAUCUGCUUGACCGCGGAAAGAUCGGUCUGGAGAACUGUCACUUCUUGGUCCUUGACGAAGCUGAUCGCAUGUUGGACAUGGGUUUUGAGCCUCAGAUUCGACGCAUUGUGCAGCAAGACACGAUGCCUCGCGUCGGAGAGCGUCAAACUCUCAUGUUCUCUGCUACUUUCCCCAAGGAGAUUCAGAUGCUUGCCAGAGACUUCCUGGACAAUUAUAUUUUCUUAGCCGUAGGACGUGUUGGCUCAACAUCUGAAAAUAUCACUCAGAAGAUUUUCUGGGUCGAGGAAAUGGACAAACGCUCUUUCCUCCUGGACAUACUGAACGCAUCAGAUCUGAAUAGAUUAUCUGAAGCUACCGACUCGUUGACCCUCGUCUUCGUUGAGACUAAAAAGGGCGCUGACUCCCUGGAAGAUUUCCUGGAUCGCGAGGGAUACCCUGUCACCUCAAUCCACGGCGACCGUAGCCAGCGAGACCGUGAAGACGCACUGCGUCGCUUCCGUAAUGGCCACACUCCAAUCUUGGUGGCCACUGCUGUGGCCGCUCGAGGCUUGGACAUCCCGCAUGUGAAGCACGUCAUCAACUUUGACCUGCCAUCUGACAUCGAGGAGUAUGUGCACCGCAUCGGUCGUACCGGCCGCAUGGGCAAUUUGGGCACAGCCACCUCCUUCUUCAACGACAAGAACCGCAAUCUUGUCAGGGACCUGGUCGAGCUGCUGGUGGAAACCAAGCAAGAGGUUCCGACCUGGAUUGAGGCCUUCUCCCAGGACAGCGGACGUGGCGGAUCCGGUCGCAUGGGACGCGGAGGCGGAAGCAAGCGAUUUAGCGGUGGAUUCGGAUCCAGGGAUUACCGUCAGCAGAGAGGCGGUGGAGGAGGAGGCGGCGGCGGCGGUGGCGGCGGUGGUCGUAGCUCUGGAUAUGGCGGAUAUGGUGGAAGCAGUGGCGGCGGCAGUGGCGGCGGUAGCUAUGGUGGAGGCUACGGCGGAGGAAGCUACGGAGGCUCCUACGGGGGCGGUGGAGGCGGCGGUGGCGGAGGCGGCAACACCGACUGGUGGGGAAAUGAUGGACGCUAGGCGUGACGGUGAAGCCGUCUGGUUUGGCCACUUGUGUACGAUGUUAAGGAAAUUGUUUUGUGUUUCAAAUUGAUGGUUCAGCUUUUGAGCCAACAAUGUAUUCAUACUUUAUUCGAUUAAUUAUUGAUUUUUGAAAGAGGAUAUCCCUGUUUGUCUGAAUUUGAUGGCAAACAUUCUUUCAGAUUGAGUUUUGUUUUCAAACCAAAUUUGCCGUCCCUGUGUGAAUAGACUAGACGAUUUUACUUACAAGCGAAAAUUCACAUGGAAGGGAGUCAUAAAUUUUUAAAGCUACAAAUUUCGCCGGUCGGGGGAUCUUUCUCGACUGUCAAUGAGCUCUUUAAGGAGAACUAAGAAGGCACUGUGGGUAGUAGCGAGAUGUUUUAAUUAAAUACAGCUAUCUGGCCCUUGUGCUGUGUCCUGAGACUGCCAUUGGAUAACAAAUAUUGCUAAACCACCUAAUGGCCGAAUUGAUAUGAAGUACCGAGGCCUUAUUUUCGAGUCGUGCAGCGCUAACACGCGGUCUGCUCGUUUUUAAAAACAAAAGAUGAACACAUAAAGCUGUGAUGUUUUUCCACCUGAUGCAAAAGAGUAAAAGCGUCACAUACAAACAUAAUUAAUUACACAAACGCGUAAACACCAACCAAUAUUGAAUCUACUAUUUUCCCUGUCUGUAAUGAAGCGCAGCAGACAAACAAGCAAUUUUCUUUCCACUAUUGAGAAUCAGCUAGUUGAGAGAGUCGGUGCGGAGUCUGUGAAGUGUUGACUGUAGCAAACUUGACAGAGUCAUUCACGAAUCUCCCAACUGGAAGUUAGGCCAGUUGAAGAAAACAAAGUUAUGGAAUCAUACUUUGUUUCCUCCUCUCCCAAUGCAACCGAAAACAAAAUUGAAGAAAAUUUUGUGUGGAACACAUGUUCGCUUACUGUGAUAUUUUAAUUUAAACAAUAACCAAGUGUAGGAACCAAUUACAUACACUCCCGCAAUCACUAUAAGCAAAUCAUUUCUACACAACCGAAAUGUGAAUCGUUUCUGUCUGGCAGCGAUCCAAAGAGUCAUUCCCGUAUCGGAAAUGGCGAUCAGCACUUUCCGAGUCCCUAAAGUUCCUUUGUCCGUUCCCAUUUUGCGGAAAAUUUACUGGAUUUCUUUAUUCCAACAGUUUCAAGACAAUCUCUUUUGAUAAUGUCCGGUGUUUAAACGUUAACAGUUACCGGUUGAUAAGUAUUUUUUUUUUUAAUUAUCUCUUGAUGUAAUAUGUGUUUGUAAUUUAUUCAGCAGUAAGCAAAGCUCGGAUUUUAAAGUGAAAUUGCAAAGGCAAGGCCAGCAUGAGUCCAUACAUAGAUGUAAGAAAAUGUCCGGCCUUAAGUCUGAAAAUUUUAAACAUAGCACAAGGUGCAUUGUGUUUCUUUUUUUCCUGUACUUCGAGUACAAAUUAAGCCUUUCGUCAAUACGUACACUCUAGUUCGUUUCUAGUAAGUUAAAUCGAAGGAGUCUGUGCUGGAUGUUUUCUUCCAAAAAAGCAGGCGUCUCUGUGCACAAAAAGUCAAAAUUUCAGAGACAUGCGACGCUAAGUAUUUUAAUUUCGAAAGUACUUAAACCGGUUAUUUUAUUAUUAUUUUUGAAAUUCCGUAGGGAGAUGCAAACUCAGAUCUCUCUCGAUUCCCUUAUCUCAUCAGUCAGUAUUUAUGAACAAAUGGUGCACGAAGUUGAACGCCUUUGAUGGCUUUGCCUGUGAUAAAUAAAAAGAUGAAAAAACUAAACGGCGGGAGAGGAGAAUCGAACUUGCGAAAGUGGAAUUCUUGCCCUACUACACGAAAACACGUCUUACUCAGCGUAGAGUAAUUUUAGUUACACACGCCCUUUCGCGCGCGCGGGGCCACGGUGGCGUCCGGGCAGCGGCCACGCCACGCUGGCCGUCGGGGUGGCCGCUGUCAGGCCCCUAGACGGUCCCGCCCGAGGAAAACAGGUGGGGGGUGUUCCAAAUCCAACUGCGAGGGGUGCGAUCACCCCGGAUUAUACUCAACUUAAGGGAUGGGGUGGGUGGGGGAGGCAGGCAUCAGGAUAGAGAAAUCAGUACAAGGCGAGCCAGCUAGCGCAACGAGACAGUGAGAGAAGGAUUAUUUGAUGACAAGUAGUGCGCGUCCCAGUGUCCAAGGGGCGGCGCACGCGGAAACAAAUCAAGGGAUGGCAAAAUGCAUGUUCAUGGAAAAAAAGCUGAAUUAGCUAACUUGAUUAAUGUAUUAUAUUAUUUUGAUUCCCGUUCGAGAAACCUAUUAUUUGUAAUCAGCGUAACAUUGCAUUUAAAAGAAUUAAAAAAAAAUAAAUCUCGCGUAACCUGAGGUGUGCCCAUGCGAGACUUGUUUGGAUAAUUUCGAAUCAUGGGCAUUCUUCAGAACAUCUUAAUUUAAAUAAACAAGUGCAUGAAAAAAUCUUAACUAUUGUGUAAAAAGGAUCUUCUCAAAUUUACCACAAUUAUGAUUAUAUCAGUUAUUUGUAGUGUUAUAGAGUGAAUUAAUAAAACACAUUUCUGGCAUUCAAA